AUGGCAUCUCUCCCUUUACUUAUUUUUUUUUUCUCUCCGACGCUUUUUCCCAUGAGUUUGAUGGUGUCCGCUUGAAUCCACACCAUUUUCACACAGUUUCCACAGCACCGGAACCGACACGACUCUUCGUCCCGACUUUUAAAAAGGAACUCCUUCUCCUCCUCUGGUUUCCACACGCCCUUUCGUUUUUUUUUCUUUCUUGAUUACCCACCACCAUUCUCCGCUCAAGAUUCUUGAUUCAUCGCCUUGCUCGGUCACCCCUCGGACACGUCUCAUUCGUCCACCCACCGAUCAAGCUCCUCCCACGCGCUCAUUUCACACCCUUCUUCAGAUCCAACACCAUGACCACCGCAACCUCCACCUCUGCUCUUGAUAAGCAGCUCGCCCGCUUUAAGGAGAUCCAAGUCGGCGGAACCCAAUAUCUCGACCGCCUCUCCGACGGCGACCGUAAGGCAAUCCCGCUCCUCGUCCAGGUCGGCAAGCUGAUCGACCAGAUCUACAUCCGUCAGCUCUGGUCCGGCAACGAACGGCUCCACGCCCACAUCCACUCCAAGUCCCCACGCGAUGCCAAGCUCGAUUUGGGUCUGCAGCUCUUCAAGGGACCCUGGGGACUGGAUGAGGAAAAGUUCAUCGAGUCGGUCAAAGAAGCCGAGAUCCAUAUCCCACAUGACCCUCCUCAGCAUGGAAACUACUAUCCGGAUGAUAUCAGCAAGCAGGAGUAUUCGGAUUGGGUUGCUUCAUUGACGGGUCAAGCGAAGAAGGAGGCAGAGUCGUAUUAUCAUGUGGUAAAGAGGGAUCCCGCAACCGGCGGACUGAAGACUGUGCCAUAUUCGGAGGAGUAUAAGGAUUUCUUGGAGCCUGCGGCGGCGUUGUUGAAGCAGGCGGCGGAGCUGGUGAGCGAUGAGUCGCUGGAGAAGUUCUUGAGGUCCAGGGCGGAGGCGUUUUUGACAAACGAGUAUGUGGACUCGGAUGUGGACUGGUUGAGGAUCAGCAAGGAGUCUGCGCUCGAUGUCACCUGCGGACCUUAUGAAAACUACACGGACAAGAUGUUAUCCAUCCGCGCCGCAUAUGAGUUCUAUCUGCACGCACGCGACUUUGCCUCUUCCGCGAUCCUCGCCAAGUUCUCAGACCGACUUCAGGAUAUGGAGGACCAGCUCCCGGUGGACGAGCUCUACAAAGCCAAGGGUCUGCACCCCCCGGCGAUCAUCACCGUCAACCAGCUCUACUCGGGCGGCGACGUAGCCGUGCCCAUGACGGCGGCCUACAAUUUGCCGAACGAUGAGGCCCCCAUCAAGAUCGCGGGCUCGAAGCUGGUGAUUAUCAAGAACGUUCAGGAGGGCAAAUUUGAGAAGGUGCUCCGACCAAUCGCUCAGCAGGUCUUGGAUCCGGAACAGGUCAAGAAGGUCCAAUUCGAGGCCUUCUUCCAGCAUGUGUUGAUGCACGAGGUCGCUCAUUCGUUGGGUCCCCAUUUCUUGGUAAGGCAUAAGGAGACGAAGGUGCGCUCGGCGCUCGAGGAGUAUCACUCGGCGAUGGAGGAGGCCAAGGCCGAUAUCGUGGGAUUGUACGCGGUCGGUUUGUUGCUCAAGGAUGGCACUCUCUCUGGUGGACCCGAUGCCGAAUCCUUCUACAUGACCUACCUCGCCUCCGCAUUCCGCUCGAUCCGCUUCGGCAUCACUGAGGCCCAUGGCCUGGGUCAGGCUAUGCAGUUUGAGUACCUGAAGGAACAAGGUGGUUUCGCCUACGAUGCCGAGACUGAGAAGUUCAGCGUGGUCAUGGACAAGAUCGAGGACGCUGUCCGGUCCUUGACGACUCGGAUCCUCGUCCUCCAGGGUGAUGGUGAUAAACAGAAGGUCAAGGAGUUUGUGGACCAGUACGGAAUCAUCUCUCCUGAGGUCAAGCAGGCCUUGGCCACGCUUGAGGAUAUGGGUGUCCCUGUGGAUGUGUACCCCAAGUAUCGUAUUCUUGAGGACGGUACCGUUUAAAAAAAAAUGCGAGAGAUGCUGGUUUUUUUUUUUCUUUUUUUUCUUUUUUUUUUUUCGCUUGAAUUAC
Gamsiella multidivaricata is the source of this 2049-nucleotide messenger RNA. RefSeq lists its product as uncharacterized. The record is from RefSeq and is a predicted model, not a curated record. Lineage: Eukaryota; Fungi; Mortierellomycota; Mortierellomycetes; Mortierellales; Mortierellaceae. Gene Ontology annotation, cellular component: cytoplasm. The transcript is spliced from 4 exons. Gene Ontology annotation, molecular function: dipeptidyl-peptidase activity. Bases 342 to 1982 code for a protein of 546 amino acids.